GCCGAACGGGGCCGGAAACCUACCAAUUUUUUUCGUACAUCUUCGGAAAAACUCCGGUAUGGACCGUCAUCAAUGGUUGUCAUGGAAAUAAGGGAAGCGGUCAUCUCGGAUCGAGAAAUCAGACAAAAAAAUGGCCACCGCAAGUCAACACAAGCCUUUGCCUCUUUUACGCCGGCCUUUGCCACCCAAACAUUCACCACCUCCGUCUUCACUCCGCUCCCGAUCAGAAGAUAAAUAUUCAGAGGCUGAAGAUAAUUACACAGUGUUGUCAAAAUCGCCAGGGGUGUCAAGUAUAAAGCGAUUCGUUAGUAACAAGUCUAGAGCAGGAGAAUCGAAAAUGAGAGAAGUUAGGUUUCACGGUGACGUACCACUUCCAGUUACAUCUGUGAUCAAGCCGUUCAAAGCAAAGGGACCCGAUCCUCUUCCACCAAGGCCUCCGAGAAAACCAAGAGAACUACCAUCAGAGGCUUUUAUAAAUGAUUCAUACAUAAGACCGCCUCCAGAAUUUACGCUGAAAGACUUCGUGAAAAGAUUACCUUCGAGGGCUGGAUUAGAUGAGGAUGGGGAACCAAUGCUGUCUGAUCAAAACUAUGAAAAAUUAACGAACUGGUUUGCUGCCAAUAAACCUUAUCAAUCUGCAAUUCAUAGUCUCGAAAUAGACAGUGGUGUUAAUGUUCCAGAUGUUACUCUUAGAGUUCCAGCAAGACAGUUACUUAUAGAGAUGCAAUUCCAAGGAAUGAAUACUUCACUCUCACCUGACCAGGAAGUAGCAUUCAUUCAAGAACGAUCAUCCACUGUCUUCCCUGUGACUCCUGCCACAUCAAAACUGACAAUGCCUGUUUCUAGAUAUGCGCCGCUACCUCCAAUAGAUACUGAGCAUGCCUCUGAUGGUGACAGGGAUGCUGUGGUGUCUUCCAGAAGAGAUGAUCAUCAACAUGUGCAGUAUGAAUAUGUUCCUGUCAGAACAAUAGGUCAGGUGACGACAGCAGAGAUGGUUUCAUCACCUCGGGCCAAAUAUGGCGAGAAAGUUGGAUUGCAAAGUGACGAGAUGCAUGGAUCAAAAGAUUUAAGAACUAGAUUUGUUUCAGUUCAGGAUAAUACUUUAGGAGGUGGAAAAGAUGAUGAUGCACUGACAAGGGACAGGAAAGCGGACCCUCUUGUGUCAGAGAAACAGAAAACAGUUUUGAAUGAAAGAACAUUAACCCUUGAAAUUGAACCAGCUGCAGCUUAUCGGAACAUGGAGGUCAUUCUACAUAGUUCACGGCCGGAAUACUUCCAAGGAGAAGAAUUACCAAGAACAUCGUCACCAUUUGUGAGUGCUGAUGCUUAUGAUGCUCAGAUGUCUCCAGUGGAAGCUGUGAUUUUAAAUACAAUGAUGAUGGAGUCAUCAAUGCUGAAUCUCAGAGCACAUUUCCUUAAUCGCCUUCCUGACCUCAGUUCACUGGCGGGACUGCUGACUCAUCUGAAUCUUUCCUUUAACGACCUCUGGGUCUUCCCUUCAGAGAUUUUGGAGCUGACAAACCUGGUAUCACUAAAACUAAGGAACAAUCCCAUUAAAGAAAUUCCUCGGGGUAUAAAAAGUCUGAAGAGACUUAUCGUGUUUGAGAUUUCUUUCAAUCUUCUUACCUCCUUACCCUCAAGUCUCUUUCAGUUAAAGCAUCUUGAGAUGUUAGACCUAGCUUACAACCGUCUUUCAUUUAUCCCGUCAGACAUUGAGAACCUAAGAGCUCUCAGGGAAUUAAAUCUUGAAGGCAAUCAGCUCGGAGCCUUGCCAGUCGGAGCGCUGCAUCUGAACCUCAAGUACUUGAAAAUAAACAACAACUUUAUGCAUCCUCUGCUGUGGAGAGAGACUGCUACCAACCAACCUCAGCGUCUUGGAGACUUAUCAGCUCUAACUGUGUUCAAAGCGGGAAUUCACAUUAAGACUCGCAACUUACCACCUGCUAUAAAGAAUCUUCUAGACGAUUACAGCCGCUGUGAUUGCUGUGAUGGUCCGAUGUUUGGUCCAGGAGUGAGAGUAAUCAAGGCUCCGUCUGUCAUCUUCGGCGUCAAGAAUCUUCCAUUUGUUUUCAACGCCUGUACACAAACCUGCAGAAGACAGUUCAGUAGAAACUCUGAUUCAUUAAAGCUUUGGAUACAGAGGAACGCGCCGCAGACUUUAGCUGAGUUCUAGUUUUGGAACGAAAUAUAAUAAAUGGAAUUAAAAGGAUGAGACUCGGACAGGGUAGCGAGGCUAAUACGAAGUGUUAUUCUCUGAACCGGAUCAACUGAAUAGGAAUUUAGAAUUUAUGGCUUAGUGACUUUUAGUCGGAGUGAAGAUGAAGAUUAGAGAAACAAUGUAACUCAUAGAUAUUAACCCGAAAUGGUCACCCAACAAAUUGAAAGUAUUCUGUACGUAGACGGAGUCUUUCCUAUCUUCACCAGUAUAUAAAAAGUGUAUUUUUGUAAAAAUCCAUAUUUCAAAGCAAUAAAUAAAUUACGUAAUAAAUAAAUUG
This is a messenger RNA of Orbicella faveolata, 2495 nucleotides long. RefSeq lists its product as uncharacterized. NCBI's taxonomy places the organism in Eukaryota, Metazoa, Cnidaria, Anthozoa, Scleractinia, Merulinidae. The record is from RefSeq and is a predicted model, not a curated record. Gene Ontology annotation, cellular component: cytoplasm. Gene Ontology annotation, molecular function: protein binding.